Symbiodinium necroappetens is the source of this 1108-nucleotide messenger RNA. NCBI's taxonomy places the organism in Eukaryota, Dinophyceae, Suessiales, Symbiodiniaceae. The record is from the annotation of a GenBank genome assembly.
GGUGAGAUGAUCGACCUCCUCCUGGAUGAAUGCGAUUACAACAAAGACGGCCAGCUCCAAGUGCGCGAGUUCAUCGACUUCAUGUUUAAAGGUGCCAAGAUGGAGCGAGAGGAAAGAAAGAGGCCCCUGACAGUGAUCCGGAUCAUGGCUAUGCACCAAGCAUACUUCGAGGACCUGAAACCUCGCUUCGAUGACUUCUUUCACAAGCACGGGAUCAAGAACAUCGAUCUCAACUACGAAGAAGAGUGGGAGAAGGCACUGCCGUACUGCAAGGAGAACGAAGUGGAUGUUCUGGUGGUUAACUCGGAUGCCAUCCGCAUCGCAGUGGGCGAUGAUGCCACCCUCUGGCAGGAACGUGACAUGUGGCUGGACAAGCGCGAAAUUCCCGAGGAGAAGCUGUUUCAGAUCAUGCCGUUUGUGGAGGAAAUCAUCAAAAAGAGUAAGAACCCGGUCAUCGCCAUUCAUCCUUGGCUAAAGGAGGUGAAGUCCCAGGACGCAUGCCUGGAUCGGAUUACUUCCCAACUCCGAGAGUGGCGGGAUGGCAUCAAGGCCAAGCUGAAGAACUACGGAGACCGCUUGGCGCAGAAGGAAAGGUUCGAAGGUCGGGUCAGUGAGAUGGAGGCCUUGAUCGCCGAGUCGGAAGCUCGAGAGGCCGAAGAAAAGGAGAAAGACAUUGCUGCUUUCAGGCCGCUCUUUCAACAGAUCGUGGAUGUCGCGGGCUGGGAUGAGAAGCGGGCAGCGAAGGUGUUCGAUCACCUCGUCCGAGGAAACCUCUAUACGGAGACAUGGUACAUCGAAGCCUUCACCGAGGGAAGCGUUGAGAAAGAGUUGGAGAAGAUCAACGUCCAGAUGUUUCCAGAGGAGGAGAUGUCAGUAUUGACCGACUUUGCAUUCGAGCAUAACGAACUUGCAAAGACCGUGAAGUCCUUGGCGUCCAAGACGGGGUGGGACUUGAAGGACCAGCAGCAGGUGGUCCACAAGCUGCGGCGAGUCGGAUGCGUGCACCCCCGUGCUCUACAGGUGGCUAUCAAGACGAAGAACCUGAACCCACGGCUGAAGAAGCACAAGUUCCUCCCCUUCGGGGAAAGCUCUCUGGAAAUCCUGGAAG